Messenger RNA from Camelina sativa (false flax), 2684 nucleotides. NCBI's taxonomy places the organism in Eukaryota, Viridiplantae, Streptophyta, Magnoliopsida, Brassicales, Brassicaceae. The record is from RefSeq and is a predicted model, not a curated record.
GGUUUUUGAAUUCUAAUGCGGUUGUUUCUUCAAUCUUGCAGAGGAAGUGCAGGUCUCUCUACUCUCUUGGUGUUUAUAGUUAACGAUCGGAAUAUGGGGAAGAUGUUUAGUUGUUUAGUGGUGUUCUUGUCAUUGAUCUCUUUAGUCCCAUUUCCAUCGGAAUCCGCUGUUUCGAGUGUAGAUUUAGGUUCGGAAUGGGUUAAAGUUGCCGUAGUUAAUCUGAAGCGAGGACAGAGUCCAAUCUCUGUAGCCAUUAACGAAAUGUCAAAGAGGAAAUCCCCAGGUCUAGUGGCGUUUCAAUCUGGAGACAGGUUACUAGGCGAGGAAGCUGCGGGUAUUACGGCACGUUAUCCGAAUAAAGUUUAUUCACAGCUGAGGGAUAUGGUGGGAAAGCCUUUCAAACAUGUGAAGGAUUUCAUCGAUUCUGUCUACUUGCCGUUUGAUAUUGUUGAAGAUUCUAGAGGUGCAGUUGGUAUAUAUUCUUCUCGGAAUCUAUCAGCACCUAUCAAGGCAAAUUUGCAUUUCUCUCUAAGUAGAAGUGGGAUUCUGAGUCUCGAUCGAGGAGAUGCUGUAAUUGAAAUCACAGAAUGGGUAGAAGUUCCUAAGAAGAACGUGACCAUUGAUAGCAACACAACCACAGCAACAGGCAAUGCCACUGAUGAGAAUUCAGAAGAAAAUAAAGAGGACCUACAAACUGAUGCUGGAAACAGCACUGCUUCAAAUACAACAACAGAAGUUAACCUGGGCACAGAAAAAAAGCUGAAANAGCACUUUGCAGAUGAGUUUAAUAAACAGCUCGGUAAUGGCGUUGAUGUGAGGAAGUUCCCCAAAGCAAUGGCUAAAUUGAAAAAGCAAGUUAAACGUACAAAGGAAAUCUUGAGUGCAAACACUGCGGCUCCAAUAUCUGUUGAAUCUCUUCAUGAUGAUCGUGACUUCAGGAGCACAAUUUCCCGUGAGAAGUUUGAGGAACUAUGUAAAGAUCUGUGGGAGAGAUCUCUUACACCUUUAAAAGAUGUGCUCAAGCAUUCAGGUUUGAAGAUGGAUGAUAUAUCUGCAGUGGAGCUGAUAGGAGGAGCUACUAGAGUUCCCAAGCUACAGAGCACAAUCCAGGAAUUUAUUGGGAAACAACAGUUAGACAAACAUCUGGAUGCUGAUGAAGCUAUUGUCCUCGGUGCAGCACUACAUGCUGCUAACUUGAGCGAUGGAAUUAAAUUGCAACGUAGGCUAGGUAUAGUUGAUGGUUCCCCCUAUGGGUUCCUAGUUGAGUUGGAAGGCCCUAAUGUUAAGAAAGAUGAGAGCACAAAGCAGCAACUCGUACCACGGAUGAAAAAGCUACCCAGCAAGAUGUUCAGAUCCUUUGUCCUUGACAAAGAUUUUGAUGUGUCACUUUCUUAUGAGUCCGAGGAUAUUCUACCCCCAGGAACCACCUCCCCUGUCUUUGCACAGUAUUCUGUCUCUGGUUUGGCAGAUACAUCUGAGAAAUAUUCUUCUCGGAAUCUAUCAGCACCUAUCAAGGCAAAUUUGCAUUUCUCUCUAAGUAGAAGUGGGAUUCUGAGUCUCGAUCGAGGAGAUGCUGUAAUUGAAAUCACAGAAUGGGUAGAAGUUCCUAAGAAGAACGUGACCAUUGAUAGCAACACAACCACAGCAACAGGCAAUGCCACUGAUGAGAAUUCAGAAGAAAAUAAAGAGGACCUACAAACUGAUGCUGGAAACAGCACUGCUUCAAAUACAACAACAGAAGUUAACCUGGGCACAGAAAAAAAGCUGAAAAAGCGGACAUUCAGGAUUCCUCUGAAGGUAGUAGAGAAAACUGUUGGACCUGGAGCACCUUUUACGACAGAGUCUCUUGCCGAAGCUAAGAUAAAAUUAGAAGCCUUGGACAAGAAAGAUAGGGAAAGAAGAAGAACGGCUGAGUUGAAAAACAACCUUGAAUCUUAUAUAUAUGCUACUAAAGAGAAGCUAGAAACACCCGAGUUUGAAAAGAUAUCCACCCAAGAAGAGCGGAAGGCGUUUGUUGAGAAGCUUGAUGAGGUGCAAGAUUGGCUUUACAUGGACGGCGAGGAUGCUAAUGCGACAGAGUUUCUGGAGCGGCUUGACUCACUAAAAGCCAUUGGCAAUCCCAUAUCUUUCAGAUCAGAGGAGCUUACAGCACGACCUGUAGCAGUUGAAUACGCUAGGAAAUAUGAAAACGAACUGAAAGAGACUACAAAAGAGUGGGAGAAGAACAAAACAUGGCUUCCAAAAGAAAAAAUCAACGAGGUCUCAAAGGAAGCAGAGAAAGUAAAAAGCUGGCUGGAUAAGAAUGUGGCUGAGCAGGAAAAGACUGCUUUGUGGAGCAAACCGGUGUUCACGUCCACGGAAGUGUACGCCAAAGUAUUUACUCUGCAAGACAAGGUGACAAAAGUGAAUAAGAUCCCAAAGCCAAAGCCAAAGAUAGAAAAAGCAACCAAGAAGGAGAACACAACAACGAAGGAGGAGGAGCAAUCAAAAGCCUCAGACUCCAAUUCUUCUUCCGAUGAAGCUGCCAAAGACGAGCUUUGAUUAACAUAUAUAAUAUAAUAAAUAGAGUUUUCAUUAAAGCUAAAUUUUGUGUGUUUAAGAUGGCAAAUAGGAUUAAAGUUAGGCAGCUGAGAUGAGCCAAAAGGAUUUUGUUCCUUUUUUCUCCUCAACUUCUUCACAUUACA